Emericellopsis cladophorae is the source of this 2310-nucleotide messenger RNA. RefSeq names its product AP-3 complex subunit beta-like protein. The record is from RefSeq and is a predicted model, not a curated record. Gene Ontology annotation, biological process: intracellular protein transport; vesicle-mediated transport. Bases 1 to 2310 code for a protein of 769 amino acids. The transcript has 3 exons. NCBI's taxonomy places the organism in Eukaryota, Fungi, Ascomycota, Sordariomycetes, Hypocreales, Bionectriaceae. Gene Ontology annotation, molecular function: clathrin binding. Gene Ontology annotation, cellular component: membrane coat.
AUGGAGUCCAUCGCCAAGAUCACGAGUCUCAUGGAGACGGCGAGGGAGCUCACGCUUGAUGCCGCCCAGGCGACGCGCAACAUGAGGACGACGUCGGCUCGACCGUUGGACCGCACCCAAAUGAGGACUUUACUGGAUAGCAGGACUGACAGGGACGUGCUGGAGGGUCUGCGUCGCGUGAUCUCGAUGAUGUACAAGAACCAGAAAACGCUACCCUACUUCUCCAACGUGGUAAAGAACGUCGCCUCGCCGAACCUCGAAAUCAAGAAGCUCGUGUACAUUUACCUCAUCCACCAUGCCGAACAAGAGCCCGACCUCGCCCUCCUCUCCAUCAACACGAUACAAAAGUCCCUCUCCGACUCGAACCCGCAGGUCCGCGCCCUGGCACUGCGGACCAUGUCCGGGAUACGCGUCCCCGUGAUCAGCCAGAUUGUGAGCCUCGCGAUCAAAAAGGGCAUCGUUGACUUGAGCCCACACGUGCGCAAGGCAGCCGCGUUGUCAAUACCAAAGUGUCACAGGCUGGACCCGAGCCAAGAGCCCCAGCUGAUUGACUACCUCUCGACGCUGUUGGGGGACAAGCAGUACUACGUGGCCGGAGCGGCGGUGGCGGCGUUCUUGGAGGUCUGCCCGCAGAGGAUAGACCUCAUCCAUAAGCAUUACAGGGGACUCGUCCGCAAGCUCGUCGACAUGGAUGAGUGGAGUCAGCUGGCGGUCUUGAGGCUCAUGGCAUACUAUGCGCGCAGGUGUUUCCCGAGACGGCUGGAGCAAGGCAAGAAAAAAGCGGAGGUCAAGGCGGACGCGGACGACUUUUAUGGCGAUUCCGACGGCCAGCCGCAAGCCGCUCUGGACCCGGAUCUGGUGUUGCUUCUCAACGGUAUCCAGCCUCUGUUAUCGAGUCGCAAUUCGGCCGUGGUUAUUGCGGUGACUCGAUGCUACGUGGACCUCGGGAAUCGAGAAUACGUGAAGCAGGCAGUAGGACCGCUGGUGGCGCUGCUGCGAAGCGCCCAGGACGUUCAGCAGAUUGCGCUGUACAACAUUGUCUCGGUGUGCUUGAUGCGCCCGAGUGACUUUGUCAAGUACGCAAACCACUUUUUGGUGCGGGCCACCGAUGCGGCACCAGUGUGGCAGCUCAAGCUGGAGAUCUUGACCAUCAUCUUCCCACACAGUCCUGUCCACAUCAAGAACCUGGUCCUGAAAGAGCUGGAGCACUUUUCGCAAGGCACAGACAAGGACCUGGUGCGGGAGGCGGUGAGGGCGAUCGGGAGGUGUGCGCAGACGGAUGCGGCGACGGCACCCAAGUGCUUGCGGCUACUGCUGGGACAGAUCACCAGCUUGGAUGGCACGCUGGCGGCGGAGUCGCUGACGGUCAUCCGGCAUUUAAUUCAGCAAGAUCCGGACAAUCACGUUGGUACUGUGAUACGGCUGGCGAGGAACUUGGAUUCAGCGACGGACCCGCAGGCGCGGGCUACGAUUGUGUGGCUGGUGGGGGAAUUUUCCGGAAUCAACGGCGAAGACAACAUUGCUCCUGAUGUGCUACGCAUCCUUCUCAAGGGGUUUGCGGGUGAAUCCGAAGCCGCCAAGCAGCAGAUCCUGCUGCUGGCCGCCAAGGUGUAUCUGCAUCACAUCAACCGGACGACGGAGAAUGACAAGGAGAAGAAGGAUGAGGAGCAGAAUGAUGCACCUAUCAUGACAGACGAGCAUCCCACCAAGAAAUUGUGGGACUACGCUAUGCUGCUCGUGCGAUACGACGUGUCAUAUGAUUUACGAGACCGUGCCAGAAUGUUUCGCGCGCUGCUGGCUGUACCACAACUGGCGACGCUCAUGCUCCUCGCGCCGAAACCAGCGCCGCAGGCACCGAGUCCAUCAGAAUCCAGAAAAGGGUUCCGGCUGGGUUCGUCGACACUGGUCCUGGGCGGAGGCGGUGGACUGCACGGCAUUCAGGGGUACGAGGCGUUGCCGGACUGGGUGGCGCCUGGACAGGAGCCCGAUCCUCGAUUACGAGACUCGGAACCGGCACCGUCGUCACGCUACGACGGGGAGAGGACAGUGGUGCCUGCGGGCGAGAAGCUCGACGAAGCGGCGCGGAGUAUGCCUAGCAAGACUAAUGGUCUGGGCGAAGCCGUUGGUGCCAAGACACUGGACGACUGGUUGGGUGAGGACGAUGAGGAGGAAGAGGAAAGUGGAGAGACAGAGGAAGAGUCUGAUGAAGAGUCUGAGGGCUCGGAAGAGGAGAGCAGUGAAGAGGACGAAGAGGAGGAGGAGGAUGAAUCGGACGAUGAUGGCGAGCAGGACAGGCUUGUCAAGUCAUGA